Molecule: messenger RNA, 4649 nt
Organism: Aethalodelphis obliquidens (Pacific white-sided dolphin)
Lineage: Eukaryota; Metazoa; Chordata; Mammalia; Artiodactyla; Delphinidae
Gene: MTMR12
Product: myotubularin related protein 12
Exons: 16
Coding region: 18-2387 (789 amino acids)
Biological process (GO): phosphatidylinositol dephosphorylation
Cellular component (GO): cytoplasm; membrane
Source: RefSeq, a predicted model, not a curated record
CCGCCGCUGCCCUGGGGAUGGGCGGAGCCCCGGCCGCCAGUGCUGGUGGCCGCUGCGAGCGGCCGCCUCUGAUCCCGCGCGUCGCUGCUUCCCAGGGCGGCGGUAUGCUGGGGAAAGGUGUAGUCGGCGGUGGCGGCGGCACCAAGGCGCCCAAGCCCUCCUUCGUGUCGUAUGUACGCCCCGAGGAAAUUCACACAAAUGAAAAGGAAGUAACAGAGAAGGAAGUAACUCUUCACUUGUUGCCAGGUGAACAGCUGCUCUGUGAAGCCAGCACAGUACUGAAGUGUGUCCAGGAAGACUCCUGUCAGCGUGGAAUCUAUGGGAGGCUUGUCUGCACAGACUUCAAGAUUGCUUUCUUGGGCGAUGACGAAUCUGCAUUGGAUAAUGAUGAAACGCAGUUUAAGAAUAAGGUUAUAGGAGAAAAUGACAUUACCCUCCACUGUGUUGAUCAGAUUUAUGGAGUGUUUGAUGAGAAAAAAAAGACUCUCUUUGGACAGCUGAAGAAAUACCCUGAGAAACUCAUCAUCCACUGCAAAGACCUCCGGGUAUUCCACUUUUGUCUGAGGUACACAAAAGAAGAGGAAGUCAAAAGGAUUGUCAGUGGCAUAAUCCAUCAUACCCAGGCCCCUAAACUGCUGAAACGAUUGUUUCUGUUUUCCUACGCGACUGCAGCACAAAACCACACAGCUACUGACGCCAAGAACCAUGCCGUAAUGUUUGACACACUUCAGGACUGGUGUUGGGAGCUGGAGCGGACCAAAGGCAACAUGAAGUACAAAGCAGUGAGUGUCAAUGAAGGCUAUAAAGUCUGUGAAAGGUUGCCAGCAUACUUUGUUGUCCCCACCCCUCUUCCUGAGGAGGACGUGCCACGCUUCCAUGGUCAUGGCAUACCAAUAUGGUGUUGGUCCUGCCACAGCGGAUGUGCCCUUUUGAAAAUGUCAGCACUGCCCAAAGAACAGGAUGAUGGCAUUUUACAAAUCCAAAAGAACUUCUUGGAUGGAAUUUAUAAGACCAUCCACAGGCCACCCUAUGAAAUUGUUAAAACUGAAGACCUGUCAAGCAACUUCCUAUCCCUGCAGGAAAUCCAGACGGCCUACUCUAAAUUUAAACAGCUGUUUCUGAUAGAUAAUAGUACCGAAUUUUGGGACACAGAUAUAAAAUGGUUUUCCCUGCUGGAAAGUAGCAGCUGGCUUGACAUAAUCAGACGCUGCCUGAAAAAAGCAAUAGAGAUUAUAGAAUGUCUAGAAGCGCAAAACAUGAACGUUCUUCUUUUAGAGGAGAACGCUUCCGACCUCUGCUGCCUCAUUUCCUCUCUGGUGCAAGUGAUGAUGGACCCCCACUGUCGAACCAGGUUCGGUUUCCAGAGCCUUGUCCAGAAGGAGUGGAUCGUGGGCGGACACUGCUUCCUGGACCGCUGCAACCAUCUACGUCAGAGUGACAAGGAGGAGGUUCCCGUGUUCCUGCUCUUCUUAGACUGUGUCUGGCAGCUGGUGCACCAGCAUCCCCCAGCGUUUGAGUUCACGGAGACGUACCUGACCGUUUUGUCGGAUAGCCUGUACAUACCUAUCUUUAGCACCUUCUUCUUCAAUUCGCCUCAUCAGAAAGAUACAAACAUGCCCCGCUGGAAGCGCCGUGACCUGUGCUUGUUUUGGCAGGGCCGGGAAGGCCAGGGCGCACAAAGCAGGCCUUUGAAUCUCCUCACCGUGUGGGACUGGUCUGUGCAGUUCGAACCCAAAGCCCAGACGUUGCUCAAAAACCCUCUUUACGUGGAAAAGCCGAAACUGGACAAAGGCCAGCGGAAAGGAACGCAUUUCAAACAUCAACGACAACUUUCUUUGCCACUCACCCAAUCUAAAUCAUCUCCCAAAAGAGGAUUUUUCAGGGAAGAAACAGAUCAUUUAAUUAAAAACCUUCUGGGCAAGAGAAUUAGCAAACUGAUUAAUUCCUCUGAGGAGCUGCAGGACAACUUCCGAGAGUUCUACGACAGCUGGCGCAGCAAGCCCCCCAACUACCACGGGCUACUGCUGCCUCACAUCGAGGGGCCAGAGAUCAAAGUGUGGGCCCAGCGCUACUUGCGGUGGAUUCCAGAGGCCCAAAUCCUGGGUGGUGGCAGAGUGGCCACCCUGAGCAAACUCUUGGAGACGAUGGAGGAAGUCCAGCGCCUACAGGAGAAAAUCGAGGAGAGACACCACAGCCAGGAGGCCCUCCAGGCAGAGGCCGCCUCGGUGCUGAGGACCUCGGCCCGCCUGUCCUCCUUGUUCCCUUUUGCGCUGCUGCAGCGCCAUUCCUCCAAGCCAGUCCUGCCCACCAGCGGGUGGAAAGCUCUGGGAGAUGAAGAAGACUUGGCCAAGCGAGAAGAUGAGUUUGUGGAUCUAGGGGAUGUGUGACUGGUCUGCUCAGUGGAGGUAAGAGAGGCGUGUCACAGGCUGAGGCAGGAGCCAGACACGUCUGCUGUCUGCAUCGGGCUGUCACGCUGAAGCUGACUGCUGGGAGGAAGCCUGGGCCUUCAGGAAAAGAGCUGGUCCUCAUUUCCCUCUCCAACCCCCAUGAUUCUGAAAGACUAUGCAAUUAAAACCAUAGCUCUAGUAUUAUUAGUGGAAAGGAGUUACUGCUUGACCCAUAAUACAACUGUGGCCAGUGUCUUCUGCAUUAGUAUCAUACGGACCCUGCGGUAGCUGGUUUACUACUUAGAAAGGGCCUUGGUAAGAUGUGCCUGGACUCCAUACUGUCUUCAGAUCUUUGCUGUGCCAGCGUGAUUUAUCCAGUCGUCGGGAGUAGUAAGUGUCUCUCUAGCCCAUCUCGGCUUGGAACAAGUCCAACUUUACCUGAUGUGUGUGUGGCGAGUUGAGAGAUUCAAACAGAGGCGUUUAGAUGUAUGGCCUUCACUUCCAAACCUUAGCGUCUUUCCUUUCUGCGUCCUCUUGCCACGCGUGUCACCAUCCUGACGUUUCCGAGCAUCCUCAGGCUGUGUCACUUUAUGUGGGACGGGGGACUGGCUCGGGGGCCGGCAGCCCCGGGUCCCCCGCCUGCUCUGUACCACUCGCCACUGCCCCUGCACGCUGCCCACCUUGGUGCACGUGGUCCCGGGAUCUUGCUGCUAAACCUUUUGGGCAAACUGGGGGACUCCCUUUGGUUUGCCCAGAAGAGCUUCCACUUUUCUGGAGGCGUGCAGUGUUUGAAAGCAGUUGCUUUGCCUUUUCCUAAUAGCACGCCGGGGCGUCAAGCGUCUGUGCCCGCCGUCCUCAGGACGGUUUCCCCAGAUUCUGUUACCUUAUAGACUGAUGAGUAGGAUCGCUGUUGAGCGUAGCUUUCAUAGGGAAGCGGUCAAGCAGAAAUAUCAGAAGUGAUGGUGAUCACAUAGUACCUCAGCGAUUUAAAAAGCCAUAGAAGAAACUUGACUAUGCCUGGUAACCUUCCUGGAUCUGCUGUCUAAAUGAUAUAUAUUUUUUAAAUGCAGGAAAGUACACUUUGUAAGGACCAGUUUUUUCAUUCUCCAUGGAACCCUGUUCAAUUCCACAAAAGGAAGGGGAAAGAAAUUAUCUCGCAUUAGAAUGUUUCCUAUCGAAAGUUUGCCUUUUAUAUCCAUUCGUUCUCCAGUGUAGAUCCCAAUUUGAAUAUUGCCUGUUUAGAAAAACUUUCAGUUGCUUAAGGGCAAUAAGAAAUUUUGAAACUAUUGACAAAGAGGAGUUUCUCGGUUUGCACUGAAUCGUCUUUUGUACACACAAGAAAUUGCUUUGCAGUCCUCCCCACGCCAUGGCAGUGGAGAUUGAGGGGAGGGUAGGAUUCAUGCAUCUGGGGCCAAACACAUGCCCAGUCUUGGUUGCCUUAAGAGUCUCACUAGUAAGGUCAGUGUUGGGCUUGCAGUGGGGAUUUUAAAAUGACCCUAGUUCGUUGGCUACCUUCUUGUACGUUCUGUGGGCCUUCUUAAACUAGCGCUAACCUCCCUUCCCUGCCCCACUGCCUCCCAGGUACACUAUGGAGCUAACUAGUUUUGUUACCAUAUUAUAAUGGGAAUAUUUAUACAGUAGCCUCUUCAGUCUUAAGAUCUUAGUAAUUUUCAUUCCAAAAAUGCCUGGUGUGAUGCUUUACACUCCAUAAGGUGUGGUUUAAAGGCACAAGGUCACGGCCCCUGUCAUAGUGGUUGAAUGUGCAUUGAAAUAUUUUUCUAUGAUUUUUUUUUUAUAAAAUUACGAUAGAAAAAUAAGCUGUUGUAACACGUAAGGUCAUGACAGUUUAUGUAUUUAUAUUUGAAAUCAGAUUUCUAUAAAGCCGUAUUUGUGUACAGGAUUCUCAGUGGGUUUAUAUAUUGUGACGUUUUUAUUCAAGAUUGAGAUGUGGAUUAUGCUUACCAGUAAAAGCUGAAAUGAGACCAUUUACUUUGUCUGAAAUGCUGCACUGUGCACGUUUGGAAAUGUACAUUAACUGCCUGUAUGUAAUAUCUUGAGUUUGUUUAUACCUCCAAGUUUUUACACUGAAGAUAAAUUAGCUUUAAUUACAUUCAAAACGUUUUUUAAAAAAGGGAAUAAGCUGUUGGGCUAAAUCUGUAUAAAUGUGCUUUUUAUUUUCUGGAUGUACAAUGAGAGUUUAUACUCGUAUUUCACUGCAUCAUAUCCGAUUGCAGAAAUUAAAGCACAAUUUACAAUACUGUA